AUGGACCGUACAAGCCUUGAAGGUGGCGAAAAGAUGUCCGAGAACCACAAGCAGGUUGACGGCAGAGCCAGGCCCGAGUCUGUUGCUAUGGGCGAGCAAAAGGACAUUUCACCUGAUGCUGCCAGACUGAUAGCCAUGGGAUACAAGCCACAGAUGAAAAGAGAGCUGAGCACAGUCCAACUUGUCGGAGUCGCCUUCAUGGUUGCCGCGUCAUGGCUGGGCGUGACAGGCGGCUUCUCGACUGGUGUUGUCAUUGGCGGCUCAGCUUCUCUCGUCUAUGGACUCAUCAUCGUCGCCUUCUUCAACAUCUUCUUUGUCACCACCUUGUCUGAGCUGGUCAGCGCCAUGCCAAACGCCGGUGGCCAGUAUUACUGGGUGACCAAGCUGGCUCCCGGGAGACUCGCUCGUCCAUCAGCCUACUUUACGGGAAUCUGCAAUCUCUCUGGAGGUAUUAUUGCUUCGGCUGGUGCGACCGUCUUGAUGGGCUAUAUGGUCCUCGAAGUUGCAAAGCUCGCUCAUCCUGGCUACGUCAUCCAGCAAUGGCACGCCUACUUGAUCGGUCUCGCCUUUAACUUUUCGACCUUCAUUAUCAACAUGAACAAGGACCACGUGGCCAAGGGUGUCUCAAUUGGCAUGUUUGUCAACAUCAUCGUUUGCGCAGCCGUCAUUGUCGUUGUACCUGCCGUUAGCACCUCUCACACCGAGGCAUCCUUCAUAUUCGGCAGCGUCGAGAACAUCAGUGGCUGGAAGUCCAAGGGCAUGGCCUUCCUCGUUGGCUUAAUCAAUGCCAACUAUAGCUUCGGCCUGAUCGACACGGCGGUACACAUGGCCGAGGAGAUCAUCGAGCCGGAAAAGAACAUCCCCAAGGCCCUAUACCUUACCGUCGGCAUCGGCUUCGUGACGGCUUGGCCCCUUGCCGUCCUUCUGAUGUAUUGCAUGACGGACUUUGACGCCAUCGUCAAUACCGAAACCGGUGUUCCACUGCUCGAGCUAUUCUACAUUUCCCUGCGAAGAAGUCAAGCUGGAGCCAUCGUUAUGAUGUCGUUGCUCAUUGUCGCUUGGACCUUUGCUCUGGUGGCCCUUCACGCAUAUCAGUCCAGGAUCUGCUGGUCCUUUGCUCGCGACAAUGGCCUUCCUUUCUCACACCUAUGGUCCAGGGUGCACCCAAAGCUAAACAUCCCCCUCGAAGCUCUGAUGCUGUGUGCCUCCCUCAGUGGCAUUCUGUCAGUGCUGUGCGUUGCCUCGACCACGGCUUUCAACAGUCUGGCUGCUGGAGUCAUCAUUUUCCCCUCUCUCACCUACACGCUUCCAGCGGCUUAUUCUCUGCUCCCUCGAAACAAGGAAAUAAAGGGGCCUUUCAACCUGGGGCUUUUUGGGACCGUCUCAAGAGUCAUGACCAUCUGCUUCUGCCUCUUUGCCAUCGUCAUUUACUCCUUCCCAUAUGUCAUGCCUGCCACCGGACCUAAUAUGAAUUAUGUCUGUGCUAUAAUUGCCAUUAUUUUGCUUGGGUCAAUUAUCGACUGGACGUUCCGGGCACGCCACCACUUCACCAUCAGGGAAAGCGAGUAG
Messenger RNA from Fusarium keratoplasticum, 1569 nucleotides. RefSeq lists its product as uncharacterized. The transcript is spliced from 5 exons. Gene Ontology annotation, cellular component: membrane. Lineage: Eukaryota; Fungi; Ascomycota; Sordariomycetes; Hypocreales; Nectriaceae. Bases 1 to 1569 code for a protein of 522 amino acids. Gene Ontology annotation, molecular function: transmembrane transporter activity. The record is from RefSeq and is a predicted model, not a curated record. Gene Ontology annotation, biological process: transmembrane transport.